GUCACACGUAAAGCGAACGGCUAAAAGUCGAUUGAGACCAGUUGUAGCAAGCAGUAGUUAUAGAUUCAUCAUGCGUUCAGUACUUUACAGGCUCAUAAUGUCACUCUCCUGUUGGAUGUGUCGGCAACACUGGCAAGCAUGACAUACACUUUGAGUUGAGAAAUGGGAUGUACGAUGCUUUGCCAAUAUUCCCAAGCGCACCUGAAGGCACCACACUUGUUGAAGCACUGUAGUGGGUUGCAUCAUGGAUGGAUGGAUGGAUGAGUUGCAUUAUCGGAGUUUUAAAGUUUUUUUACACACUUCACCAGCAGAUGGUGCACUUCACGCUUGCAAGCAAAGGAUAUAGCCAGGGAUGAAUUAUAGUCCUAGAUUCGUAUAAUGGCAAACUCAAAUUGAAACAAACGAGAAUCUCUGUGACUUGGACGGGGGGGAAUAUCAGCACUUAAAUCGCGAACGACUGCACGAAGCUGUUGUAGAUGGUGAGAUCUCCGGCCCCGCAGUGGGUAAACAGGUCCGUACAGCGGCUUGACUGUCAGCACGCAGGGCUGCACGCCACAUCAGUCUGAGCCCCGAGGAGGAGCGCAGAAGCAGAGCGGCAGGUCUCCGACAUGGCUAAAGAGGGAGCAGAUAUGACGGAGGAAACCGAGUUCAUGAUAGACAAGAACGUGGGCAAAGAACCGGACAACGUGGAAUCGUCCGGCGGCGAUGCCAAAGAGAUGCGAGCGGUGAUACUGGCAGGCUUCGGGGGUCUCAACAAACUCAGGGUGAGCAAGAAGGCGAUGCCCGAGCUCCAGGGUGGCGAAGUGAAGAUCCGCGUCAAAGCAUGUGGCUUGAAUUUUUUGGACCUGAUGGUACGCCAGGGGAAUAUUGAUAAUCCGCCAAAACCUCCUCUCGUCCCUGGCUUUGAGUGCUCUGGAAUAAUAGAGUCAGUGGCUGAAAACACAACAGGAUUCGAGAUAGGAGACAGAGUCAUGGCUUUUGUGAAUUACAAUGCCUGGGCCGAAGUUGUUUGCACACCGGUGGAUUUUGUCUACAAGAUGCCGGACGAGAUGACGUUUGCCGAGGCCGCAGCAUUCUCCCUGAACUUUGUGGCUGCCUAUAUGAUGCUGUUUGAGGUCGCCAAUCUGCGAGAGGGGAUGUCAGUGUUGGUUCACUCUGCUGGAGGUGGUGUAGGUCAAGCUGUGGCUCAACUGUGCUCCACUGUUCCUAAUGUCACAGUGUUUGGGAUCGCCUCAUGUUUCAAACACGCAGCCAUCAGAGACUCGGUGACUCACCUCUUUGACCGAAAUGCUGAUUAUAUGCAAGAAAUCAAAAAGAUUUCUCCAGAUGGAGUGGACAUCGUGUUAGACUGUCUGUGUGGAGAGAACACAGGGAAAGGCCUGACUCUGCUGAAGCCUUUAGGAACUUACAUCCUCUACGGCGCGUCAAACAUGGUAACUGGGGAAACAAAGAGUUUCUUCAGCUUUGCAAAAUCCUGGUGGCAGGUGGAGAAGGUGAAUCCUAUUAAACUCUAUGAGGAGAACAAAGUUAUAGCUGGAUUCUCUCUCCUCAACCUCCUCUUCAAGCACGGCAAAUGUAGUCUCGUGAAAACAGUGAUGGACAAACUCUUAUGUCUCUACAACCAAAAGAAAAUCAAGCCGGUUGUAGACUCCCUGUGGGCGCUGGAGGAGGUAAAAGAGGCCAUGCAGAGAAUUCAUGACAGAGGCAACAUAGGAAAACUCAUUCUGGAUGUUGAGAAGACUCCCACUCCUCUGAUGGCCAGCGACAGCACAGAAACCAGUGAAGCAGGAGAGGAGGAAGAGGAGCCAGAGGGAGACAACGACAGCAAGGAGCGAAUGCCUUUCAUCCAUUAAGCCCAGCGCACCCCAACCCACCUAGAGACUGGAGAGGCUGCACACACCCCACCCCCCACAGAGGAAUACUACCACACACACAUAGUGUCGUGCAGUAUGUGCCUGUGUGUGUAUGCAUGUGCCGUGUGCAUGAAUGCAUGAAUGUAUGUUUGUACAGAAUAUGUUUGUGCCUCUUGUACCCUGUUGUUUGUCAGUUGAUCGGUCAAGCUGAUUUUUUGGGGUAAUGACAUUCUUCUCACCGAGGGCAACAAGUGGAAUUCUCGAAGUAGUAUUAAUAUGAUAUGGACAUUAUGCUAGCUGAUGAUGUGAAUAGGUUUGUGUCAAAUUUACAGAUGAUUGCAUCUGCCAACAGUUUAUUGACUUAGUAACAGACAGAACAAGCAUUUUAGCAUGCUGGCUCACCGUCAUCACUUCAAGAUUAGCAUCCUUCAGAAACAGAUUCAGCUCAUAGGUGCCACAUCAUGUCUGUCCUCAGUGAUGACCGUUGUAAUAUGAGAGCAAUGGAAAAGUAGAGCAGUAGAUCAAAGGUUUUGUGUGUAGAUAGAUGCAUGAUAUUUUAUUCUGUUUGCCAACUGUGUAAUAUUAUGGGAUCACCAGUGCCUUUGAGCUACAAACAAGUGUUUGAGGCUUGAACUGCCUUCCUCGAGUGAAGUUUGCAUUGACACGACCCACAGAAACGCUUCAUAUUUUUAACUGGAAUACAAAAAUGGAUGCCUAAACUUUUGCAGAUUCUUCCUUGCCUGAUCAUGUAAUCUGUAGGAAGGUAAAUCUGACACAUUUACCCACUAAACUGUGUAUUUAUAACUUUUAAUAAAGCACAGUACAUAAUGUGCUGCACUAGACUGCGUCACAUUUAUUUGGCGCGUCGUUUUUGGCAUAGAACAGAACACAUUCCAAGUUUCGAGUUCAUAUCUGUAUCAGAAUCUUUCAGAAAAAUAUGUAAAUACAAAAUUCUGGAUUUUCUCAGUGAAGGAUCGUGAAGUCAUCAGACAGACUGCAGUUCGAGGGUUGCGAAGUCUCUGCUUUGCCUGUCUGACCAAAGUUGUUUAAUUGCUGGUGCCUCACAACAAAAGUGCCAUAAGAACACGAAGAACAUAAAUUAUUUUUGCAGUGAGCUGGUGUACAAAGGCAGGGUGGUGUGUGUUAUUUUGUUUUCAAGUAUGAUGCCCUCUGCUUUACUCCACAUCUGCAAGUUGUUAGUGAAGCGCGAGAGGAGAACAGCUGGCCGGGAGCAAAUAGCUACAGCUGGCUGAUCUGUAAUUAUUUGUGAAGGUAACAACGUUUAACCAUUUCUCCUGCUGUGCUUAUUCGGUGUUCUUUAUAUCAGCUAGUCAUUUGAAUUAUUUAUUACUUUGGAUUAUCAAAGUGAAGGCCAGAGUAUCGUCAAAAAAAAUAUUUUCUCAACUCUAAUAAAAGCCAGUAUUUAAUUAAAAAAUGCCAUGAUAGGACAGAAUGAAUGGAACAGCAUAGUAAGAGACAAACUAACAGGAGUGAACAUUUAUCAGGGGUACUGAAGUGCUUUAGAAAUUGAUUUGUCUGUUUGGAAAAAAGGAUGGUGACGUGUAGACACUUUAGAAAUACAUCUCAAUUUUGAUGCCUUCAGUGUCGGGUCAGAUUAUGUGUUUGAAUGUGUGUGUGAGAGAGAGAGGAUGUUUUUGAGUGUGCAUUCACAUUGUCUUGUGAAAAAAAAAAGUGUCUAAAGAAGUGUUUGGCACAUGAUUUAGCAUUGUAGUGUGCUUACAAGAAUCCUUAUAAACUAUGGUUUACCUGUGGUUGCAUAUUCACAUUUUCUUCCUUGUUAUGUACUUUCUUUGAGUACAACUCUGUUUACUUGAAUACAUUUAUCUGCAAAGUA
Molecule: messenger RNA, 3708 nt
Organism: Acanthopagrus latus (yellowfin seabream)
Lineage: Eukaryota; Metazoa; Chordata; Actinopteri; Spariformes; Sparidae
Gene: vat1l
Product: vesicle amine transport 1-like
Exons: 10
Coding region: 609-1853 (414 amino acids)
Molecular function (GO): oxidoreductase activity; zinc ion binding
Source: RefSeq, a predicted model, not a curated record